AUGCAGCGCUGUAAAUCUAUCUUCGACAAACCGACAAGUUCCGAUGAACUUGGACGAGCUUAUGCGAGAACUUACAAAGGAUUCUCAAGCGACAGGAUGAAUCACACGAUGCCGGUGUGCAUCGAUCACCUUAACGAUUUGAUGGACGGUAGCAUGGAAGAGCUUUCUCAGACAAUGGAUAUGGAUUCAACGAUGGUAGAACAAUCGCUCACUGAUGAUCUCGCCACCCUUCGAAUGAACGACGAGGAACUUGAGAAGCAUCAAGAGGAAAAGCGCAGGCAAGCCACAUACAAGACUUCAAUGUGUCGAGCAGUGAAAAAUGCAGAGCAGUGUCCUUAUGGAGAGAAAUGCACGUUUGCUCAUGAUAUCUCUGAACUCAGACAAACCGAGGCUCGCGGAAAGAGGCAUCCCAAGUACAAGACGCAACUCUGCUCAAAAUUCUCGCAAACAGGAUUCUGUCGAUAUGGAGACCGAUGCAUGUACAUUCAUCACCUCAAGAACCAGAAAGUCAUAGACCACCGAAAAAAUAUGGGAAUUCCGCUCGGAGCGAAUCGUCGCCCUGAGAUGAUAGAUUCGAUGGCUGUCAACCAGCAGUCAAAUCCUCGUCCAUUGAUGUCUAGAAUUCUACCAGCGGAGCCACCCUUUUAUGAAGAGCAUCGAGAACAAACACACGUUCUUCGCUAUACUCCUCCAUGGGCUUCGAACGUUGAAUCACGCCAUAACAUGAGUUUGCCAUUGUCGUAUCCACAAUAUCAAUCAGAAAACUCGGUUCGUCAAUCAAAUAUGCACCCCACCAAUAAUCGCUCAACUCGUCAGCCUCUAUUUUCUCGCAAUCACAAUCGAUUCGACUCUGGAAUG
This is a messenger RNA of Mesorhabditis belari, 858 nucleotides long. The record is from the annotation of a GenBank genome assembly. NCBI's taxonomy places the organism in Eukaryota, Metazoa, Nematoda, Chromadorea, Rhabditida, Rhabditidae.